Molecule: messenger RNA, 2192 nt
Organism: Spinacia oleracea (spinach)
Lineage: Eukaryota; Viridiplantae; Streptophyta; Magnoliopsida; Caryophyllales; Amaranthaceae
Exons: 2
Coding region: 43-891 (282 amino acids)
Molecular function (GO): zinc ion binding; nucleic acid binding
Source: RefSeq, a predicted model, not a curated record
AUAAUUCCCACAGAUGAACAGGUAAGAAAAAUACUAAGGAGCAUGCCACAAGAUGAUCGUUGGAGAACAAAGGUCACUGUACUGUUUGAGACCAAGGACUUUACCAAGUUCAACAUUGAACAACUUGCUGGUUCCUUGAUGACACAUGAAUUGCAUCUUGGAGCUGUUGUUCCUGAGAGCUCCAGAAAUCGAGGACUUGCUCUAAAAGCUGAGGAACUCGACGAAUCUGAGCCAGAUGAAGAAGAGGCUACCAUGCUGGUUAGAAGAAUGAGAAAGCUCUACAGGAACUUCAAACCAGGAAACCAGAAAGGAAGGAACUUUGCUAAGAAAACUACUAGUUCCAAAACUGAGCAAGGUUGCUUCAAAUGCGGAGAAACUGAUCAUCAAAUUCGUGAAUGCCCUCUGUGGGAAAACGACAAAGCCAAAGGAAAAGGAAAGGAACAGGUCAAGGAACGCUAUAACAAGUCUACUUUCAAGAGGCCAAACUUCAAAAAGGAUAUGAUAGCUGCAUGGGGCGAAGCAACAGACUCAGAAGACGAUGAGGAACAACCUAAUGAAGAAACUGCAAAUCUCUGCCUCAUGGCAAGAACAGAAGGAACUGAACGAGUUCCAUCAGAAGAAGUAAGUUCCUCCACUCUUCAGUGUCUUUCAAAGUCAAAACUAAUUGAACUGUUGCUAGAAACUCUAGAUGAUUACAAAAAGCUAAGUAUGUUAAAAGCGCAAAGUGAUAGAGCCUUGGAACUCAGUAAAGACCACAUAAAUUAUCUAAACAAUAUUAGAUCUGAUGUUCAAGGCAGGUUCUUUGAAUUGCUAGAUAGAAAUACCACCAUUAAUGAGUCAUUCGAGAAAAUUAGAAAUGAAAACAUCCUUCUACAAGUGCAACUCAGGUAAUAUAAGAUGUUUAAUCUAAGUUUGGACCCUACAAAAUCCUUGGAGAUUAACAUGUGAGUUUUUAAUAUCGACUUAGAAAGAUUAAACAAAGAUCUGAUCACCACAAAGGAACAGAAAGAGAAACUAGAGAGGGAACUAGCCAUGGCCAGGGCACAGAAACAACCACCUAAAGUUCCUCCCAAGUGGAUUAAGAAUGCUCAAUCUAAGAGAACAGAAGGUUUAGGCUUUAAUCAUAAAACCAGUCAUAAGAAAAAGUAUGUGGAUCUUCCAAGUGUGAAAGUCUGUUUCUCAUGUGGAAGUGGAAGUCAUGUAAGUACUGAGUGUUCCAAGAUGAAGGAACAGGAUCAAAGAAACAUAAAUUAUGUAAAGCAAAAAUGGGUUAAGAAGUCAGAUGUUGUAGUUGAAAAGGAACUCGAGGAAACCCGAGUUCCUGUAACUAACCUUUGAUCUCUCUACAGGUUCUAGUGAAGGGGAACAGCUUGUGGUAUCUCGACAGCGGGUGUUCCAAACACAUGACAGGAGACAAAUCUAAAUUCCUCUCACUAGAAGCCUACAACGGAGUAACUGUGACCUUUGGAGACAACAUGAAAGGAGAAAUUGUUGGAAUUGGAAAGGUUGGAAGGUCAAGUUCCUAUGCCAUUGAAAAUGUAUUUUUAGUCGAGGGUUUACUGCACAGUCUACUAAGCAUUUCUCAAAUUUGUGACAAAGGAAACUCUGUAAGUUUUACUUCUGAAAAUUGUCAAAUCAUUAAUAAUAACACUGGGAAGGUUAUUUUGGAAGGAACUCGUAAAGGGAACACAUAUUCUGUGGAUCUCAAUACAGUUCCCAGGAACAAUUUAACCUGCCUCAGUGCCAUUGAAGAAGAUCCCCUACUAUGGCACAGGAGGUUUGGACAUGCUAGUUUCUCACUGCUUGACAAACUAAGAUCAAAGGAACUGGUUCGAGGACUCCCCUCAAUCAAGUUCCUAAAUGAUAAAGUCUGUGAUGCAUGUGCAAAAGGCAAGCAUGUCCGAAGUUCAUUUAAGCCUAGAAAAUUGGUAAGCACAACAAAACCAUUGGAACUCAUCCAUAUGGACUUGUGUGGUCCAAUGAGAAUUCAAAGCAGAAGCGGGAAAAAAUAUGUUUUAGUUAUUGUUGAUGAUUACUCUCGCUUUACUUGGGUCAUAUUUCUAACAAGCAAAGAUGAAACGUUUGAUGAGUUUGUUGCAUUUUCAAAGAAAAUCCAGAAAACUACAGGUCAUCAACUGAUCCAUAUAAGAUCUGAUCAUGGAACAGAAUUUGAAAAUUACAAAUUCGAUGAA